Messenger RNA from Plasmodium vinckei vinckei, 1071 nucleotides. Its product is annotated as phosphatidylserine synthase, putative. The transcript is spliced from 11 exons. The record is from RefSeq and is a predicted model, not a curated record. NCBI's taxonomy places the organism in Eukaryota, Apicomplexa, Aconoidasida, Haemosporida, Plasmodiidae. Gene Ontology annotation, biological process: phosphatidylserine biosynthetic process. Bases 1 to 1071 code for a protein of 356 amino acids. Gene Ontology annotation, molecular function: L-serine-phosphatidylethanolamine phosphatidyltransferase activity.
AUGAUAAAAGACUGCUCAGUAGCGAUUUUGGGAUUGGGAUCUUUACUAUUGUCAUUUGCGACCUUCCACCUUGAUUUUAAAACACGAAUAAUAAUAUCGACAAUUGUUUUUGUUCUGAAUUUUUUUUCAAUAUUUUGGUUUAUGGCCCAACAUGUUACUAACAUAAAGAGGGAGUCUUUUAAAAUUCUAAUAUAUCUAUUUGCAUCCUUAUACUUUGCAACAUCAUUAUUUAUUCAUUAUUUUUCAAUCAAUGAGCUUCAAAUAGUCCUUAAAUAUGUCAAGCCAAAUAUGCGUUUUUCCAAAAUCGAGCGCACAUAUAUGGAAAAUUGUAAUUCACUGGAAAACAUUUAUGAAAAAAUUGAUAUAUUUGUAGUGGCACACAUAUUUGGAUGGGCUGGCAAAGGAUUUAUACUCAGAAAUUUUUUAUAUUUAAAUGUGAAUAGUGUUUUAUUUGAAUUAAUUGAACUUAAAUUAAGACAUAUACUUCCCAAUUUUUACGAAUGUUGGUGGGAUCAUAUCUUGCUAGAUCUUCUGAUAUGCAAUUUAUUUGGAAUUGUGUCGAGUCUGUGGAUUAUGAAAUAUUUCAAAAUAGAAUUGUAUAAAUGGGAGUUGCCUGGCCCAAAAACACAAAAAAAGAAUAUCAUCUUUCCAAAAUUAGAUAAAUUAAUUAGAUCGGUUUUCGUUAAUAGUAAUACCUUUGCAGUUUUUAUUUUUUCAUGCUUUUUGAUGCCCCUUGCUGAUUUAACUAUAUUUACGUUAAAGGCCAUAAUACAAAUACCUGUUGAAGAACCUUUAUUGUUAUAUAGAGAAUUUAUUAUAGGAUUUUUUGCAUUGGUUUGCUCAUAUGAGCUUCAUAAAGCUUUUGUUAAUAAGCCAACCAUAAAAUGGCUAUCUCCCGUCAUAGUUUUAACCAGUAUAGUAGUAAUUGAAAUUAUUUAUUCUUUAAGAUGGAUGCAUGUUUUGGUGUCUGACAACAGCGACACGACUAUUAUAAAUGCCAUUUUCAUGGCUUUGUAUACAGCUGGAAUUUCUAUAUACUCUCUCCUUUUUAUUAACGAUUAUGUUAUGUAA